UCACAUGAAGGCUGCACGAGGUUGCAGAUAGACAGUUAUCCCAAUCUACAAUGCCAACCAUUGGACAGUCAUGGCGUGCGAUGUAGAAAGUGGGAAUUGGAAACAUUACAACUCGAUGCGGCCAAGACGUGGAGUGCGCGAUGAGCACUACAAUGAGGCUCUAAAAGUUAAACAAUGGGUGGCUGAUCACCACAACAAAUUUGUGAAGCCUCGAGUUACAGCUGCAGCUGUUGGGUCAGAGCUGUUUGAUGGCAGUUUUGUAUCUGUUCUGGAUUGUCCACAACAAGUUCCAGAGUCAUUGUGGGAUUUUCGUGUGCUUCAUAAUCAGGCAGUACGUACGUGGUGCAGAAGUGAAUACUUUGAUGGACGGCCUGACCCCAACUGGGCUACGAGCUGCAAUGGUGGAAAUGUUCUUAAGUGACCCGGGCAGAGGACUCCGUGGGAGGACAUUAUAAGAGGUUGUGAAGACAUUUCCCAGCGCGCAAGGUGCAACAACAGCAUUAGGAUGUUUUAUUGUGUCUUCUCGUAUCGACGU
Messenger RNA from Camellia sinensis, 535 nucleotides. The record is from RefSeq and is a predicted model, not a curated record. NCBI's taxonomy places the organism in Eukaryota, Viridiplantae, Streptophyta, Magnoliopsida, Ericales, Theaceae.